Messenger RNA from Pseudo-nitzschia multistriata, 1100 nucleotides. NCBI's taxonomy places the organism in Eukaryota, Bacillariophyta, Bacillariophyceae, Bacillariales, Bacillariaceae. The record is from the annotation of a GenBank genome assembly.
CCUAUCUCAUAAAAUCGUUUCCGGAUCACACCAAUCUAAUCUAAUCUAAUCUAAUCCAAUCCAACCAAACCAAACGAAACCCCACCAACAAGACCAACACGAGCCAACAUGUCCCACCAAUCCAACAACGACACCGCAGACCUCCGCAACUCCGCCAUCGACGAAGACAGCUCCGCCACCGACUUUCAAUACGGAGAGGGCAGACCCGGUGGCGUGAGCAAGAACGCCUCCGUCCGCUUAUCCGCCCUCCCCCCAAGACUCCGGCCGUCCGCCACCAUGUACGACCGCAAUGGCGACGGGGCCCUCAGCAAGAGCGACAUUGCCCUGGCCAUCCAGGACCUGGACAACACAAACCAGAAAAACAGGAACCUCACGAAGAUCAUCAGCGCCUGCUUUCUCCUCAUCCUUGUUCUCAUCGCCGCCAUCUUUGGCGCAUCGAUCGCCGCCGCCCGCAUGUCCCAGGAAGUCUCUGUCAAUUCGGCAAACGGCUUUGCCUACGUCAAGGGCUCCGAAGAGACGGAGGUUAUGAAAACCGAAAAGGCCAUCGUCUGGGAAGAGGGAAACGUUGCCGAGCUCGGGAACGAAUCCCUCAACAGGCUGACGGAGGUGGUUCUGGCCGGCGGGGACGUGCGGUUCCAGAUCAAGGGCAGCGCCCGCGUCGCCGCAAACGACAACGUGGUCCUGCUGGUAGAGGGGGGGACCCUGACCUGGACCCUCGCGGACGGACUCGUCGAUGCCUCCGGUUACGCAAAGGACAUGCUGGAGGCGGCCUUUGGAGAAGACGCCUUUGGCAGCAGCGAUUCGGACGGCCGGCGCAGACUUCUGGACUCGUGCGGCGCCUCUUGGAACGGUUAUGGCUAUUGAUCCAUUCCUUAGCAGGGUCUAUCCCACGCCGUACCUUGCCGUGCUUGACUUGUGUUGUGUUAUGCUGUCGUCCUAGGGUACAGCACAGCACAACACUCCAAGCCUGCGGAUGUCACCUUUCUCUCUCUCCAUUUCGCUUUACCGUCCUUCCUAUUCCAAUUAUAGCACAGUACACGUGUACCCAACAUUUCAUUUCGCAUAAAGAAACAUAUGAUAAAUAAAUUGUUAACAAAAUU